Molecule: messenger RNA, 957 nt
Organism: Manduca sexta (tobacco hornworm)
Lineage: Eukaryota; Metazoa; Arthropoda; Insecta; Lepidoptera; Sphingidae
Product: collagenase
Exons: 5
Coding region: 45-899 (284 amino acids)
Biological process (GO): proteolysis
Molecular function (GO): serine-type endopeptidase activity
Source: RefSeq, a predicted model, not a curated record
GCAUCCGGAAUUUGGAGAUAAACAUUCUAGUCCACCUAUUCGAAAUGAAACUAGCAAUUUUGGUGGUGGCCGCAGUAGCGACUGCACUACCUACGGACGAGCCUUAUGGCUACCACAGGAAAGUUGGCAUCAAGUUAGCAGAAAGUAUAAGACAGGCAGAACUAGCCAGGGACUUCGAUGGCGCGAGGAUCACUGGCGGCGCUCCAGCGCCGCUGGGUGCUCAUCCUUACAUUGGUGGUCUGUUGAUUGCAUUGCGAUCAGGUUGGACAUCAGUCUGCGGCUCCUCAUUGAUAUCCCAUACAAGAGCAAUAACAGCCGCCCACUGCUGGUUCGACGGCCGGGAUAGUGCACUUGGCGUAACCAUAGUGUUGGGCAGCACGCGUCUCUUCACUGGGGGCGUCAGAGUCAACUCAACUAACGUGGAAAUCCAUGAACAAUACAAUCAUAGAAACCUCAUCAAUGAUAUAGCUAUGAUCUAUCUGAGCUGGAUACCGUUUACACCUGUGAUUCAAGCUAUCGACUUGCCCACUGGCUCCUUGAUCCACGAUAGCUUCGCCGGCCGCGGGGCGUGGGCGUCUGGCUUCGGAAGACUUGGUGAUUUGUCCGGAAUCUACGUCCAUCAGUACCUGAGCCACGUGUUUGUGAACGUGAUAGACAAUAUAGAGUGCUUCUUGAAUUAUCCUGCUCAUGUUUUCCCCUCUACAAUAUGUACCAGCGGUGUGGGCCACAUUGGGCCCUGUCAAAGUGACUCUGGUGGUCCACUGUCCACUUUUGUCGACGGAAGACCUGUGCUGAUUGGAGUUACUUCAUUCGUAUCAGGUUUGGGCUGCCAAGCAGGAAGACCUGCAGGGUAUGCGCGUGUGACAUCCUACGUACCUUGGAUUCAAUCGCGAAUGUGAUGACAACGAAUACAGAACUGAAAAUUAAAUGGUGUCAAAUAAAACUUUUUUAUAAUGA